UGACCUAAUCUUGACUUCUUUGUACAUCACAUAGGAUUGUAUAGGAGCACUUGAUGGUACAGAUAUUAGAGCCACUAUUCCAAAGGAAAUGCAGCAUGCUUUUCGUGGUAGAUACAAGCAUUGUACUCAAAAUGUACUGGCAGCCGUAGAUUUUGACCAAAAGUUCACCUAUGUGUUGGCCGGAUGGGAGGGGACAGCACAUGAUGCACUAGUUUUACGUGAUGCUUUAUCACGUGAGGGUGGCCUUCGUGUGCCACAAGGUAAAUAUUAUCUAGUUGAUGCUGGAUAUGGAGCGAAACCAGGAUUUUUACCCCCUUUUCGGGGUGUACGAUACCACUUGAAUGAAUGGGGGAGUAAUCCGGUGCAAAAUGAGAAGGAAUUGUUCAACCGUAGGCACUGCUCAUUGAGAAUAAUAGUUGAGCAAGCAUUUGGGGCACUGAAAAGGAGAUUCAAAGUUCUUGACGAUGCCUCUCCAUUUUUUCCUUAUGAAACUCAAGUUGAUAUUGUUGUUGCUUGCUGCAUUAUUCAUAAUUGGGUGAUUGAAGAUGGGAGUGAUGAGUUCAAUGUCCCAAGUGACAACGAUGAGGACACCCAGCAUACCACAUAUGCUGGGACAGCAAGUGAGAAUGCCAUUAUGCUAGCUUUUAGGGAAGGCUUGGCUGACCAAAUGUGGGCAGAUCGUCUAAGCCAUGGAAACUAGUGUUGGUCAAUGUAAUUUGUGUUGUAUUUCAUUUGUUUGGACAAUGUAAUCUUUGUAUUUGACGGCUGAAAUUGUAUUUGAGGACAUAUUUGUUACAAAUAAUUGAUUGCUUCUUGUUGGCAUUA
Molecule: messenger RNA, 825 nt
Organism: Sorghum bicolor (sorghum)
Lineage: Eukaryota; Viridiplantae; Streptophyta; Magnoliopsida; Poales; Poaceae
Exons: 2
Coding region: 89-700 (203 amino acids)
Source: RefSeq, a predicted model, not a curated record